AUGGGGCGCACACGAUCGAAAAGCAGGACGGAGACCGCUGCUACUGCCGUCGCAUUCCACGACAUUGACUUUGCUCAUUUGUGGCGGCAGAUGGCAGCGGUAGGGUGGACGUACAAGAGACCAAGAGGUAUUGAGCAGGAGUGGACGUACAUGAACCCCAAUGACUCGGCAGUUCUUGUAGGAGAAAGCGCAGUGAUGGAGUAUGUGAUCAAGUCCGGGCUGCUGGAUGGCGAUGACGGCAAUGAGGGCAACGAUGAAGACGAGGGCAAAGAGGACAACGACGGUGACAAGAGCAAGGACGACAACGAAGGCGAUGACGGCAACAAGGGCAAUGAGGGCGACAAGGUCAAUAAGAGCGACAAGGUCAAUAAGAGCGACAAGGGCAACGAACGAGUCGACGAAAUUCGAGCUUCUCAAAUUGACACUACUGCUGAGCUUUCACAGAAUACGCUGAACGAUUUUUUCGGAUCGUCCAGUGAUUCAGACGUCGAACUGUCCCAGGCAGCGGCAUCUGGAAUGGAGAGCGACUCCCAACUGUACCCGAUGCCAGUCACAGCACCGGACCAGGCACACAGAGCGCGCAGUAAUAUCAAGACUGACGUAAAUUACAUACCGGAGAACGAGAACAUGAACGCGUAUGAGAGCUAUAGCUCAGGCUCGAGUGAUGACAACGUCAAUGAAGAUAACGAUGACAGCGACGACCUCAAAAGAGGCUAUAGAGAUGAACAAGACGAUGUCGUGUCGGAAGACGACGCUGUCGAGAUGGAUCAAGCAUUCGUUGACUCACUUCUGCUCGGAGAUGACGCCUCGAGCCCUCAAGCGGUACAGCAACGUGAGAAUGCAUUGCGCGCGACGGAGUGGGGACCUCUGGCGGUUGGGUUUGAGACGGAUGCGCAAGCAUGCCCUGGGUUCAAGAUUGAGGACGCGCGCCCAGUGUCUGCUUUACGUACCGUGGCUCACUCCCAUCUACUUACUCUGUUCUAUUUCGUGCCAAAGUCUCUAUGGAUAUCAAUUGAUCCGCAGCAGGCUGAAGUCGAAACGGGGAGGCGCUUUGCAAGUCACUGGUCGAUGGUUGAGGAUGGUGCUGUACCCGCUGGAAACUUCGGUCGAUAUAUGAGCCGAAAUAGAUGCCAAGAUAUACUACGGGACCUACACUUUGUCAAUAACGAUGCGGAUCGUUCGCGGGACAAACUGUGGAAGCUGCGUUUAAUUAUCGAUAAACUGCAGCAGAAAUUUCUUACCGGGUGGACCCUCCCCUCCGUAUUCUCCUUUGAUGAAGGCGUGCUUCCAGCAACCUCCAAGGGAAGCCCAACACGGAUGUUCAUGCCCGAUAAGCCGCAUAGAUAUGGCUCAAAACAGUUUAUGACGUGCGACUCCAGGAGCGCAUACUGCCACAGGUUUGAAAUGUAUGCAGGCAAGAGGAGAGACACUGAAGCUGAAACGGUAUUUGACCACAAGACUGGCGCAGCCGCUGUCGUCAGAAACUUGAUGACUGUGUUAGGCUCAAGUACAAGGCAGCCAUGGCACGUAGUUGUCAUUGAUCGGUAUUACUCAUCCAUUUUGCUAGCUAUCGAGCUUCUUAGCAUGCACGUGCACGGCAUCGGGACCAUUAUGACCAACCGACUUGGGUAUGACCAGCGUGUCAAGGAGAAACGGCAAACACGCCCAAGACGUAUACCUCGCGGCAGAUUUACCUACUCGCGCUCUGUUGCUAUUCCGAGCAUGGUGUCCUUCCAUCGGUGGGAUAGGAAGCCCGUGCAUUACUUGUGCACGGAAGUUGCAAUGACCGAGUCGAGUAUUGACCGCAAUAUCAAGCAGAUGGGCGGAGUUGAUGUCCAUGAUCAACUCCGCCUCCAGAAGUACUCACUACAAACGUCUACAAAGUUCAAGAAAUACAACAUGAGCUUAUUUUUGGGCCUUCUCGAUCUCGCGCUAGUGAACGCCUACAUUUCGCACAAGGAGUCAGAGAGGAUUAGCGGGACGGUGGCGAUGAAACGAGGAGAAUGGUAUAAUGGCCUUCACAACCAGCUUCUGCAACUCAAGGCAGAAGAUUUCUUGGGCGUAGAGGUAACUCCCCCGCCAAGCCAGAUACAUAAGCGAAUGCCGCUGCGCAUGACCCACGCGCUUGAACAGUGUGAUGACUGGGUGACAGUGAGCGGCACACAAAAGCGGCGGCAAAGAUCUUGCAAGCUAUGCGCGCUCUUGCGCACCAAUACCAAGAAAAAGUCGUUCGCGACGACCUUCUUCUGCGAACGCUGCUCAAUCGAUGGCUCUACAAUAAGAUUCGACGACACUACAAGGGCGUCAAGAAGACCUGCUUUGAAAUGUGGCACGACGAUUUCGAAGCCGGCCAGGAAUACCUAG
Molecule: messenger RNA, 2364 nt
Organism: Phytophthora nicotianae INRA-310
Lineage: Eukaryota; Oomycota; Peronosporomycetes; Peronosporales; Peronosporaceae
Exons: 6
Coding region: 1-2364 (787 amino acids)
Source: RefSeq, a predicted model, not a curated record